Sycon ciliatum is the source of this 2641-nucleotide messenger RNA. Its product is annotated as zinc metalloproteinase/disintegrin-like. The record is from RefSeq and is a predicted model, not a curated record. Gene Ontology annotation, biological process: proteolysis. The transcript has 24 exons. Gene Ontology annotation, molecular function: metalloendopeptidase activity. NCBI's taxonomy places the organism in Eukaryota, Metazoa, Porifera, Calcarea, Leucosolenida, Sycettidae. The coding region runs from base 341 to 2443 and encodes 700 amino acids.
GACAUCAGACAGGGUCUAUGCAUCUGUGUUUGCGCACAUAAUGAUUUUCUAGUAUGCCGGCAUGAACAGUACCGGUAGAUAACAAUGCGUGCGUGCAGGUAACGCCUAAGCAGAUUUGCUGACGGACAUCUACCGACAGUGCAGUCCGCGUCUGGCACAGUUCCGCCGGAUCCGGAUCUCUCUCUCUCUCUGCUGGGUGUUUCUGAGUCAUUGCCCACUGCGCAUGGAUUACUGGAAGUCUCCACGUUUAUAACAGCGCUGUAGGCCAGUCGAAUCACCAUCCGGGAGGGUGAGAAGGUGGCGAUCCAUAUUCAGAAUCUCCCAGGACGAACAUAGAAAGAUGUCUCGUUUCCGGCGGAUGUUCGCCACAGGUCUGUUGGUGGCUUUAGCAACCAACUCUAUCUUGUUGCCCUGCCAUGGUAUGGAUGAGGACGUACUGCAGAACGUCGUGUUCAGCCAUGAGCACGAGGAGAAACGUGAUAUACAGUAUGACACUGAUGCUGCUGCUGGUGCUGCUGGUGGUGCUGGUGGUGCUGGUGGUGCUGGUGGUGCUGGUGAUAAUGACAGUGACAUGGAUUUUACUAUCCACAUGGGCAAAGAUCCCAGAGAGAUGGCAACACAUCAUGAAUCAGCUAGCAUUGUACCAGUGGAAGCCAUAACACUGCAAGAUGAUCACAUUCGGGACGGCUAUACCGGGACACUAAGCUUGCGAGUAGCUGCAUUCGGUGAAGAAUGGAUUCUGGACCUGCUGAACAACCCGAUAAGUGCGAGGGUGGAGUCCUACUUUCAUCAGGGCGAUGAUGACGACGGUGCUGACCACAUGGAUGCUUCUGACGACGAUGUGGGUCUCAUACCCAAAAAGCGAGUUGCUGCAGACUGUCACUAUCAUGGACGAAUACGUCACGGUCAUCCGGAGAGCUGGGUAGUUGCCAGCACUUGCCACGGACUUAUCGCGAAGUUCUGGGAUGGCAACGAGACGUACACUAUCGCACCCAUGCAGAUGAAGCUCUGGGGAAAGCACAUCAUGUAUCGUGGCUGCGAUAUGAAGCCCAAAACUCCAGGGACAUGCGGCGCCAAGCAUGCUGAUGGACAACCGGAGAUGUCGCAACAAGGCAGCUUGGACGAGAUGGCCGCCUCUAUGCUUGGCGAUACCCAUGCAAGAAUGAAGCGCCAGACAAUCCUCACAGAAGGCCGUCAGAGAGUGGUGGAGAUGUUCAUCGUGGCAGACAAUCGAUUCUAUGCUAUGUUCUAUCGCAAUGAUGUAGUGACAGUGGCCUACAUUGAAGCCGCAAUCAACCAGAUGGACUUGGCCUAUCGCACGAUCAACUUCCGUGUAGUGAUGGUUAACCUGAUCCUGUUCAACCGGAGGGAUGCGUUUUACGUCACUUCCAAUCCAAAUGCCCUGCUGAGGGACUUCACCAAUUACAUCGAUUCCAUCAGCCAGAAUAUUUCUGUUUCAUACGAUGCCGCUCAGUUCUUGACCGGGAUUAACCUUUCUGGUGAUACAAUUGGCAUCGCUGCGAUUGGUGAAAUCUGCAUGCCUGAAGGAGCAUCGGUUGUACAGCAAAGAACCACCGACGAAGUGGCCGACACUGCUAUCGUCAUGGCACAUGAACUCGGACAUAAUCUGAACAUGCUGCAUGAGGACGGACGGUCCUGCGAUAAUUGUCCGAGUAAUGAGUCAUGUAUCAUGUCGUCUCAUGUCAGUGCGAAUCAGCUGCUUCUGUUCAGUCAAUGCGCCCUGGAUGACUUCGAUAUUUUAACCUCUGCACAGCACUCGUGUUUAGCAUUUCAGGCAGAGUGUGGCAAUGGGUUUGUCGAGGACGGCGAGGACUGUGAUUGCGGUGAUCCUGCGGUGGAUGAGUGCAACAACCCGUGCUGCGAUCAGAUGACCUGCAAGCUAACCAGUACAGCUCAGUGUGCCCAUGGUGCAUGCUGCAACCUUGCAAGCUGUAUGCCGAUGACCAAGGAUACAGUAUGCCGUGCAGCAUCCACCAGCAACACAUGUGAUAUAGAAGAUACGUGUGAUGGAGUGAUGGGGCAGUGUGCGGAUUCGCGGCGGAGGAAUGGACUCUCAUGCCCCAACUCUCCAACAGACCUGUGCUGGGAUGGCAAGUGCUUGACACGGCCCAAUGUGAAACUCUAUUCGGACAAGGUGCUCGAAGCGGCUCUGAGCUGUGCUACGCGCGCAAUGUGGACGGCACGACAUUCGGCAAUUGCGGCGUCUCGAUCUUCUUCUUCUUUAUCACAUACAGAUACCGCUAUGCCCGGUGCCAGCAACAAGACGCCCUGUGUGGCAAGCUGUGGUGCGAUGAAGGAGGCAGCAGGUUUGCUCGGCUGCCGUACUCCGUCUCAACCCAGCGCUUCGAGGCGAGCCGCACAGACAGUCACCAGGUGUUCUCUUGCAAAGGUGCCAUGGUGGUGCAGACUAGCUUCUACUUGACACGCCAGCAGGACACCUACACCGUUGUGAACGAUGGUCAGUCCUGUGGUGAGGAUAUGGUAUGUAUGGAUCAGCGCUGUGUUGAUUUGGACAACGCCACCAACAGCAUACAGUGCCCGUAUCACAACGGCCUGGAAUGUAACGACUACGGAACGUGUGAUCAGUUUGGCGAUUGUCACUGUCGGGCAGGCUUCAGCG